Messenger RNA from Racocetra persica, 464 nucleotides. The record is from the annotation of a GenBank genome assembly. Lineage: Eukaryota; Fungi; Glomeromycota; Glomeromycetes; Diversisporales; Gigasporaceae.
CAAGUGGAAGCACUUUUAAAACAAUUCAAUAUAAAGAAUUUGAUCCUGUACAAUGUGAAAACCGUAAAAUUAUUGCUCAUGGUGGAUUUUCUCAUGUAUAUUCUGCCGUAUUCCAAGGACAAUCAUACGCUUUAAAACGGUUAAUUAAAAACGAUAAUGAAGCGAGUAAAUUAUUAAAACGUGAGAUUUCGGAUGGUUUGCGAGAAAAAGAAAUUAUCAAUACGCCUCUGAAUUAUGUUGAUCUUUACAAUCAAUGUUGGUCUUCAGAACCAAGUCAGCGUCCAACACUAGACACCGUUUUGGAUAGACUUCAAAGGUUACAAUCAGAGAAUAUUGAAUUCAUUACACAUAUCAUUAAUGAAAACUGGAUUAAGCAUUUCGGCUUACAUAAAGGUAGAAAUUUUAAUGGAAAUGACUUUGUUCUGGGGUCAGGAGUUAUUCUAAGAGAUAAUGAUAGUUUAGAA